Molecule: messenger RNA, 3167 nt
Organism: Apodemus sylvaticus (European woodmouse)
Lineage: Eukaryota; Metazoa; Chordata; Mammalia; Rodentia; Muridae
Product: zinc finger protein 27
Exons: 5
Coding region: 368-2803 (811 amino acids)
Biological process (GO): regulation of transcription by RNA polymerase II
Cellular component (GO): nucleus
Molecular function (GO): DNA-binding transcription factor activity, RNA polymerase II-specific; RNA polymerase II cis-regulatory region sequence-specific DNA binding
Source: RefSeq, a predicted model, not a curated record
CUUGCAGGUGGUUCCGCCCCCACACGCACCCCGCCCCCGCGCUGCUUCCAUUGAGUCUUCAGAGCAAGAGGUCUUUGGAGAUGAUUCGGCACUUCUUCCUCACAGCUCUGACUGAACUCACAGAGGACCGCUAAGCUACUGGUUGCCCAGAGACCAAGGUCUGGACCCAGGGUGAUUAUGCAAACUGACUGGACUUCAACCCCGGAAGCUACACCAUUGGUCCCAGAGGAUCCUGGGAGCUCCUGUGAGGUGUGGGGGGAUAUGGAGCUCCUUCUGACUGUCCACAGCAGCUGAUCAUGAUUUGCCUCGUGCUCUAGCCAGGGUGUGAUUUUGCCAGCUGCAGAUAGUUUCUGGAUUGGCGUCCUUCAUGGAUGUGACUGUAGAUUUCAGCAGAGAGGAGUGGCAGCGUCUAGACCCUGCUCAAAGGAGUCUCUAUCAGGACGUAAUGCAGGAGACCUGCAGCCACCUGCGCUCAGUGGAAGAACUGCAGCAGACUGGUGACCCGCCAGUAAAACCUAAAUCAGCAAGUGAUAUGGUUUUCAUCAAGACGACGCUGGAUGCGGAGAGUCGUUAUGAAUGCACAGGCGUUAGGAAGGUAAUCCAUGUGAACUCGUACAUUGUUCUCCCUGCCAAGAGGCCCCAUCACUGCGACCCACCUGAGAACGCGCUGAAGCGUAAGUUAGAUUUACAGACUCACAGGGAGAGUAACGGUCUGAAGAGAAUGAAAAGGCCGCCCGAGUGCGGUAAAACCCCACCCUGUGUCAACAAUGAACAUAUUCUAACAGGAGAGACAGUACAGGACCGUAAUCAAGGCGGAGGAGUCCUCAGUUAUGAACAAAUACCUUGUCAAUAUCAGAAAAUUCAUACUGGGGAGAAAGCAUAUGAGUGUGCUGAAUUGGGAAGGAUUUUUACCCAGAAGUCACAGCUCAGAGUGCAUGUGAAAUCUCCUGUAGGAGAAAGACUCUAUGUGUGUGUUGAAUGUGGGAAGGCGUGUCCUCAGAAGUCAGAGUUCCUCACACAUCAAAAAACCCACACUAGAGAGAAGCCCUAUAGAUGCAGUGACUGUGGGAAGUCCUUUUUCCAAGUCUCUUCUCUCUUCAGGCACCAGAGGAUUCACACUGGAGAGAAGCUCUAUGAAUGUAGCAGUUGUGGGAAGGGGUUCUCUUACAACUCAGACCUCCGGAUACAUCAGAAGAUCCAUACAGGAGAGAAAUGUCACGGCUGUGUCUACUGUGGCAAAGCCUUCACACAAAAGUCCACACUCAAGAUGCACCAGAAAAUCCACACGGGAGAGAGGGCCUAUGUCUGUAUUGAAUGUGGACAGGCUUUUAUCCAGAAGACACACCUGGUCGCACACCGAAGAAUUCACACUGGAGAAAAGCCAUACAAGUGUGACAGCUGUGGCAAAUCCUUUGUUUCCAAGUCCCAACUCCAGGUCCAUCAGCAAGUUCACUCAAGAGUGAGGCCCUGUGUAUCUCCCGACCAUGGGAAAACCUUCAGCAGCAGUCCCAACCCCCUUACACCUAAGAAAGUUCAAAUGAGAGAGAAAUCGUCCGUCUGCACUGUGUGUGGGAAGGCCUUCACCUACCGGUCAGAGCUGAUCAUUCAUCAGAGAACUCACACAGGAGAGAAGCCUUAUCAGUGCGGGGACUGUGGCAAAGCCUUCACCCAGAAGUCAGCCCUCAACGUGCACCAAAGAAUCCACACAGGAGAGAAGUCGUACGUGUGCGUGAAAUGUGGGCUGGCUUUCGUCCAGAAGGCACACUUGGUUGCACAUCACGUAAUUCACACCGGAGAAAAACCUUACAAAUGUGGCCACUGUGGGAAACGCUUUACUUCCAAGUCGCAACUCCACGUGCACAAGCGGAUUCACACAGGGGAAAAACCGUACGUGUGUGAUAAAUGCGGGAAGGCCUUUGCCAACAGGUCAAAUCUCAUCACACAUCAGAAAACUCAUACCGGGGAGAAAGCCUACGUCUGUUCAAGGUGUGGAAAAGCCUUCAUUCAGCGCUCAGACCUGGUUACACACCACAGAAUCCACACUGGAGAGAAGCCAUAUGGAUGUAGCACCUGCGGGAAAGCCUUUACGCAGAAAUCUCACCUCAAUAUACACCAGAAAAUUCACACUGGAGAGAGACAGUACAAAUGCCAAGACUGCGGGAAAGCCUUCAACCAGAAAUCAAUACUCAUUGUGCACCAGAAAAUCCACACGGGGGAGAAGCCCUACUCGUGCGCCGAGUGCGGAAAAGCUUUCAUUCGGAGGUCCAACUUCAUCACCCAUCAACGAAUCCACACUGGAGAGAAACCUUACAGGUGCAGCGACUGCGGGAAGUCCUUUACCUCCAAGUCGCAGCUCCUGGUGCACCGGCCAGUCCACACUGGCGAGAAACCUUACGUGUGUGCCGAGUGUGGGAAAGCCUUUAGUGGCAGAUCAAAUCUCAGUAAGCACCAGAAGACUCACACCGGGGAGAAGCCAUACGUGUGUUCCGAGUGUGGGAGGUCCUUCAGGCAGAAGUCAGAGUUGAUGUCGCACCACAGAAUCCACACUGGGGAAAAGCCUUACGAUUGUGGUGACUGCGGGAAAUCCUUCACUAAGAAAUCCCAGCUCCAAGUGCAUCAGCGAAUUCACACAGGAGAGAAGCCUUACAGGUGUGCUGAGUGUGGGAAGGCCUUCACCGAUAGGUCCAAUCUGAAUAAACACCAAGCGACACACACCGGAGAGAAACCUUAUAAGUGUGUCGUCUGUGGGAAAGGCUUUGUGCAGAAGUCCGUGCUCAGCAUGCACCAGCGCGCUCACACCUGAGGGUUUGAGAAAAGGACUCAUUGAGGACAUGCCUUACUGUAACUGCUGUCCUGUGGGACAGUCAUAUGUAUAUUCUUGUAAGUAAAGACACCACAUGACAGUGUCACACACACAUCACUGCUCAGAAAAGGAUCUCAGAGAAGGUACUGGAUGGGAUUACUGGGAAGGACAUUUCUACUUGCUGAGGAGAAAUUGCAUCAAUUUGACACAGUAGAAGAAGCUUCCUCAUGGGAAAAAAAACCACAGUGGAACAUUGUUAUCAAGUUCUUUACGAGAAAGAUCGUGUCAACUCUUGUUGAUGCCAAAUUCCUGUUGGUGGAGUAUGUAUACUGCCACUAAUUAAAUGGUGAUGCAACGCACAUGA